Molecule: messenger RNA, 1086 nt
Organism: Melanaphis sacchari
Lineage: Eukaryota; Metazoa; Arthropoda; Insecta; Hemiptera; Aphididae
Product: glutamic acid-rich protein-like
Exons: 5
Coding region: 281-1066 (261 amino acids)
Source: RefSeq, a predicted model, not a curated record
UGACUGGACCGCGUUCGUGUCCCCACAGCGGUUGCCGAUACGACAACCACGACGGCACGACGACGGUAAAAAAAGUGCGUAACGUUUUCGGCGAAGUCGAAAAUAGAAAGAAAAAUCGAAACCUGACCAAUCAGCGGUGGCAGCGGAGGUGGCCCGCUUCUCGGACUUCGAUCUUGCAAAGAGAACUGUUGUAGCUUCAGGACAGUAUACGCGAUAUACAUUAUACUGAAUGCUAUAGCUGCUAACAGCUAAAACUUUAUACCCAACCGAAGCAGAUACCAUGGACUUCGAAACACCGUACCGAAACUCCGCCGCCGCGUAUGUGUGUGACGUUCGUUUCGUAUGGCUAAUGUUAAUAGCGGUGGUCGCGGAGUGCACUGGCUCGGAACGCACUGCACUGCAACUAUCCAAUUAUUCUAGUGGAUAUUACCCGCAACGUUUCAUUCUGAUCGACCCUUGGGUAUCACCGUCGUUGAAAAAUACAAAUUUAGCUGUUUACAAAAAAAAUAAUGGUAAAUCAGAAGAAUCGAUAGGAGGUAUAAAAAAAGUUGAUGCAGAAAAACACAAAAAAGGUAAACUUAUGAAUGAAAAAAAAUCAACAAAAUACAAAGAAGAUAAGGGAAAUGAUGACAAAUAUAAUGACAAAGGAGGCAAUGCUGGAGAAAUACAUACACAUAAAGGUAAAAAGAAAGGAGCAUCAUACAAAAAAGGCGACAAAAAAAAAAAAUUUAAAACUAAAAAAGGCUUUCGAGAUAAGUAUCACAAAAAUGAAAAACACAAAGUUAACGAAUACUGGGAUAAUUAUGAAACAUAUGGUACAUUUAAGAAGUUUGGGAAAAAGGGAGACAAAAAGUUAUUAGGCGAUAAGAAAAACAAGAAAAAUAAAACCAAAAAAGGAGGCCAAUCAAACAAAGAAAUCCAUAAUAAAGGUGAAACAAAACAUAAGUCUGGAAAAAAAGGAGAAAUGGGGCAUAAAGAGGAAAAACAAAGUGACACUCAUUAUAAUCAUAAGUCUAAAUAUCACAAAGGAAAAAAAUCUAAAAAACACCAUGAGAAAAAAACGUAAAACAUGUUUACAUUUUAAUG